AUGGUGCACGUCGAACGGAUCCCGUUGGAUCGCUUUGCGGAGACGUUCUCCACAGCCAUCGAACUCUCCAGCGUCGCGCUCGGAGGCUGCGUCGUCUCCGUCUCCGACGAGUUCUUCGCAGACGCCUUCCAUCUGCUGCUCGUGCAGCCUGCGCCCAGUCUGCAGGGGCAGUUCGGCCCGAAGGGCGCCCUCUACAGUGGCUGGGAGACCCGCCGCCACAACCCGGCCCAUGACUGGUGCAUCAUCAAAUUGGGCACCACCGGCUCCGUCUUCGGCUUCGACGUCGAUACCGCUCACUUCAAUGGCAACGAAGCACCGCAAGUGUCUGUCGAUGCGCUCUACUCCCCCGACCUCGCACCGCAAGCGGACGAUUCUCGAUGGUCAGAAAUCCUGCCAAAGGUCGCUCUGGGUCCCAGCUCUAGGCAUCUAUUCAAGAUCCCACCAUCCUCCGGCGUGAACUAUGUCAAGUUGAACAUGUAUCCUGACGGAGGAAUCGCUCGGUUCCGCGCUUAUGGUCUAGUUACCCCCGUUUAUCCUGCUGCCGACACCGCCUUCGACCUAGCCCACGUAUUUUCGGGUGGUCGAGUGGUGUACACGUCGGAUCAGCACUUUGGUGUUGGAUCCAACCUCAUACUCCCUGGACGAGGAAAGGACAUGGGUGAUGGCUGGGAAACUAAGCGAAGUCGUGAAAAAGGCCACAAAGACUGGGCUAUCAUCAAACUCGGCGCCGUCGGGUAUCUGACGCACGCGGAGAUCGACACCGCGCACUUCAAGGGCAACUUCCCCGAAUCGUGCGAGCUGCACGGCGCGCGUAGCGACGAUCUCGUCCCCAGCACCAUACCCGCGGAAGAAUGGAUCCAGAUCCUUCCGCGGACCAAGCUCGGCCCGCACCGCCAGCACCACUUCCAGCUGCAGAACGUGGACGGCGUCCCGAUCUCGCACGUCAGGAUCACCAUCCACCCCGAUGGAGGUAUCAAGCGCGUCCGGCUCAUAGGUACGCGAGCGAUCGGUACCCCUUCCCCAGUCGGCAACGCAGCAAUAGUGGCUAAUAUUACCGGGGGCGCGGUUGUGGACGCGACCGCGACUGAGGCUCCGCCGUCGCUGAGGGCGUCAGGACCUGUGAUCCCGGCCUUGCCGCUUACCCCGGAGGCCUUCGCGCCAUUCGGCCAGGUCAUCCAGGCUUACGCGGACGUCAAUGCGGUGCCCUCGCCGCGCACGACGCGCAUCACGGGCGCGAACCAGGGCACGGCGGUCAAGUUGCACAAGCUCGCGCAGCUAGAAUCGUCAUACCCUCCAGGAUCGGGCGCCUCGUCGGGCUUGUCUGUGUACCGCUGCAAGCCCGUCGACGUGCGGCCCGGCGGACAGUGGGAAGUGAAGUUACUCGAGCGGCACCCGUGCACGAACCAGGCGUUCAUCCCCAUGGGCGCCGGCGCCGGGGACGAGGCGUUGGCCGCGCCGGGCACGACUUACCUCGUGGUCGUGGCGCAGAAUGGGGAGGACGACAAGCCCGACUUGGGCAGCAUGAGGGCGUUCGUCGCCUCUGCUGCCCAGGGGGUCGUGUACAAUACCGGCAUCUGGCACCAUCCUAUGGCUGUGGUGGGCGCGCCCAUCGAUUUCACCUGCGUGGAAACGCAGGUCGGUGACGGGGCCGCGCUCGACUGUGAGAUUGUCGAUUUGGACGGCUCGUCUGGGUAUCAUAGAGUUCAACUCCCAGGACUUGAACACACUACGAAGUUUUGCGCAAGCAUACGCAGUCGUACUGUCGGCGUAAAUCAAACUGUAGCCGGCCCCGGAUAG
Molecule: messenger RNA, 1797 nt
Organism: Sparassis crispa
Lineage: Eukaryota; Fungi; Basidiomycota; Agaricomycetes; Polyporales; Sparassidaceae
Product: Probable allantoicase
Exons: 12
Coding region: 1-1797 (598 amino acids)
Biological process (GO): allantoin catabolic process
Molecular function (GO): ureidoglycolate hydrolase activity; allantoicase activity; ureidoglycolate lyase activity
Source: RefSeq, a predicted model, not a curated record